GACACAUAACCUUCCUUUUCUAAAUAAUUUUUGUGCUGUGUACACGUGUUUCUCACAAUGGCACCCGUCGAAAAAGCUAAAAAGGUCGCCAAAUCGGCCAAAAAGGGCAAGAAGCACCCCCUCAAUUCGUACCUGAAGGGCGGUGUCUUGCGUUACUCCAAAGCCCAGAUGUACAAGCGCCGCGCGCUGUACCGCCUUAAGGACAAGAAGUCACCAGUUGUGCAGAAGGAGAAGGUGCCAAUCAAGAAGGUGAAGAAGAUCGGUGGCCCCAAGAACGGUGGUGAGCGUACCGUCUAUCUGCGCAAACCUAAGGCCAACUAUCCAACCAAGACCUUCGUGAAGAAGCGCCCAUCCAAGGCCAACUUCAGCGAGCACAAGCGCACCACGCGCCGCAACCUGAAGCCCGGCACUGUCCUCAUUCUGUUGGCUGGUCGUCAUCAGGGCAAGCGCGUUGUGCUGCUGAAGACUCUGAGCUCUGGCCUGCUGCUGGUCACUGGUCCAUUCGCCUUGAACUCGUGCCCACUGCGUCGCGUGUCGCAGCGUUACGUUAUCGGCACAUCGUCGCGUGUGGAUUUGGGUGCAUUCCAGGUGCCCGAGCAUCUGAAUGAUGCCUACUUCCGUCGCCUGAAGGCCAAGAAGGAGAAGAAGUCUGGUGAGGCCGACAUCUUUGCUGCCAAGAAGGAGCGUUUUGUGCCCAACGAGCAGCGCAAGAAGGACCAGAAGGAAGUCGACAGCGCUCUGCUGAAGGCAAUCAAGGCACAUCCCGAGGGCAAGUUCUUCAAGAAGUACUUGCAGAACAUGUUUGCGCUGCACUCUUCCCAAUACCCACACCGUCUGCGCUUCUAAGGGAAAGAUCAUCGCGCGCUUCACUUUUAAGGAUUUUUUAAAAUACUUUGUACAAGCCCCCGCUGAUUACAAAUAAAAACAAAAUUACAAUAACCGGAGAACUCUGUGUCUGAGGUAUGAAAGAAACACACAA
Drosophila albomicans is the source of this 979-nucleotide messenger RNA. RefSeq names its product 60S ribosomal protein L6 (gene RpL6). Gene Ontology annotation, cellular component: ribosome; cytosolic large ribosomal subunit. The coding region runs from base 58 to 846 and encodes 262 amino acids. The record is from RefSeq and is a predicted model, not a curated record. Gene Ontology annotation, molecular function: RNA binding; structural constituent of ribosome. Gene Ontology annotation, biological process: ribosomal large subunit assembly; cytoplasmic translation. The transcript is spliced from 2 exons. Lineage: Eukaryota; Metazoa; Arthropoda; Insecta; Diptera; Drosophilidae.